Molecule: messenger RNA, 2680 nt
Organism: Sinocyclocheilus rhinocerous
Lineage: Eukaryota; Metazoa; Chordata; Actinopteri; Cypriniformes; Cyprinidae
Product: caprin-1-like
Exons: 18
Coding region: 154-2229 (691 amino acids)
Cellular component (GO): cytoplasm
Molecular function (GO): RNA binding
Source: RefSeq, a predicted model, not a curated record
CUCGCCUUUCAGUCGCUCUCAGUUGUCGGUGAGGCCGGCGGGGCUGAUCCUAUAGUAAAUUGGAAGAGAAAAUAAAAGCAACACAAUCAACGCUUCGACUUAUUUGCCUCCAGACGAUUACUUUUCACCCUUGUGGAUAUAUUGCGCAUAAAGAUGCCCUCGGCAACAAAUGGCACCAGGACUGUGAAGUCUGCCAGCCCAGACUUGGGAUUUGCUCCCGGAUCAAUGAACCAAAUCACAGCCAGCAACCAGCUGACUGGAACUCAAUCAGAGGCCAUGAAGCAAGUGCUGGUGGUUCUUGAAAAGAAAGUGCGCAAUAUGGAGAAGAAAAAGAGCAAGCUUGAUGACUAUCAGGCCAGAAACGGCAAAGGGGAACGUCUCAACCAGGACCAGCUGGAAGCCCUGUCUAAGUACCAGGAAAUGAUCCAUAACCUUGAGUUUGCACGUGAACUGCAUAAGAGCUUUUUGGCAUUGGGUCAAGAAAUCCAGAAGUGUGUUAAGAAAGCGGCACGUCGUGAGCAACUCCAGCGUGAAGAGGUGGAACAGAAAAGGCUGAAACGAGUUCUGGAGCUACAGUUCCUUCUCGACCGACUUGGGGAUGAAACUGUGUGGCAAGAGCUACUGCAAGGAGCCGGCAGACCCUCACUGCUUACCGAGGGUGACCUUACUUCCCUGGAUGAGUUUUACAAGCUUGUGGGGCCUGAACGUGACCAAAACAUCAGGUUAACUGACCAGUAUCAAGAAACAUCACAGCACUUAUGGGAACUUUUGGAGGGGAAGGACAAGCCUGUAGCAGGAACAACAUAUAAAGCACUGAAUGAGAUGUUGGAGCGAGUUUUGCAGAGCGGCUACUUUGACCGAGUGCAGUCUCAUCAGAAUGGAGUUUGCACGGAGGAAGAGGAGCAGACAGCUGCAGUGGAAGUGUCUGAAGCAGAGGAGCACCCUCCCGACACGGAGGGUGAAAUGACAGAGUGUGCAGAACCUGUUGCAAUUGAGGUGACACAGUUUUUAAAUAGGCAGUUUGUUUUGGAGAGCAUAUACAGUACUGGCGAUAAGGAACAAAGAGAGGAAUGGAGUGUGGAGAUGGAGGUGGUUAACUCCAUGCAGCCGGUUCAGACCGCCCCCACCCCUGUCGUCCCAGAGCCCCAUCCUCUGACCACAAUUCCAACACCCCCUUCAGACCCUGUGGUUAGGCAGCAGGUGGUUCAGGAUCUCAUGGCACAGAUGAAAGGACCAUACAACUUCAUGCAGGACUCCAUAUUUGAUUUUGAUGGACAGUCUCUUGAUCCGGCGAUUGUAUUGGCACAACCUAUGAAACCAGUGCCUAGUAUGGAAAUGCCGCCAAUGGUGUGUCAACCAGUUCUCCCUGAGUCUCGUCUUGCCCAGCCUUCUGCUGUUGGCGUUCAGCCUGAAUCCACACAAAUCCCCCUGGUCUCUCCAUCACCAGAAACUUUCUCCACACCGCCUCCGAUAUACCAGUCUCCUCACGCUGCUGAUCCCCGACCACAGACAGACUCCAUUGAUCCUAUUCAGGCCUCCAUGCCCCUGACAGAGCAGCCGCCUCCAUCUACAGUGCUCCCUCCUGCCUCCCAGACCCAGGUGAUCCAGCCCGGAUCCAAACCCUUGCACAGCAGUGGCAUCAAUGUCAAUGCAGCCCCAUUCCAGUCCAUGCAAACGGUGUUCCACCUUAAUGUGCCUGUCCCACCAGCUAAUGAUACGGACUCAAUGAAGCAGGCCAGCCAAUACCAGAAUAGCUACAGCCAGGGUUUUAAUAACCAGAUGCAGCACCCUGUGGAGCAUACAGACAUGCCGCCAGAGCAGCUCCAAUCUGUAGUUGGUGCCUUCCAUUCUCAAGACCAGUCACUCCCUAACUCUACUGGUCCCCAGCCCAUGUCCCAGCAGUCAGGUGGCCAGGGCAACGGGUUCAGCCACCAGACUCAGUCCUUCUACAACAGCAGAGGGAUUUCUCGUGGAGGUCCUCGUAACUCACGUGGUAUGAUCAGUGGCUACAGAGGAACAUCCAGUAGUUUCAGAGGAGGAUAUGACGGUUAUCGCCCAGCCUUCUCCAAUUCUGCAAACUCUGGAUACGGGCAAACCCAAUUCAGUACGCCACGGGACUAUUCCAACAGCAGCUAUCAGCGGGAUGGUUACCAACAGAACUAUAAACGUGGUGCUGGCCAGGGGGCUCGAGGGGUCUCUCGAGGAAAUGCUCCAGCCAUGCGGUCUUAAGCCUUGUGAACUGAGCUUACAUCUGGACCACAGUGAACAUUCAGAUACUGAAGUGCAUUUGUCCUGGCUGUUUGUCCCCCCCCUUUUCUUACCUUCCUGGAAUUGAUCGAACAACGUCUACCCUGAUAUGUUAAAAUGGAGAAAAUGGUUCAAUGAUUCAGAAAGCAAGCUGAAAACCCAGCGUCAAGAUUUUAAAACUACCCUGUUUCUAACCGAUACCUGUGAACUUGAAAGACUUAAUUUAUUUGUAUUUUUUGUAGGAAAUAAAACUCAUACCUGCCACAGCUGGUCCAAGAUUGGGAGUUCUCUUUUUGCCCCACUGUUCUGUUCACACUAAUUCAUUUUGGUUCUAAUAUGUUUCUUUUGGUACAUUAAGAUGCUCCCAGACUCUGUUUAUAAAGCGAUAUUGCUUCAGGAGUUUCAAUAAAGAUGUGUUGCAUUAAAUGCUGUA